This is a messenger RNA of Pterocles gutturalis (yellow-throated sandgrouse), 1903 nucleotides long. It is a transcript of the gene MIER3, whose product is annotated as mesoderm induction early response 1, family member 3. The record is from RefSeq and is a predicted model, not a curated record. Gene Ontology annotation, molecular function: histone deacetylase binding; transcription corepressor activity. The transcript has 12 exons. NCBI's taxonomy places the organism in Eukaryota, Metazoa, Chordata, Aves, Pterocliformes, Pteroclidae. Gene Ontology annotation, cellular component: nucleoplasm. Gene Ontology annotation, biological process: negative regulation of transcription by RNA polymerase II. Bases 72 to 1646 code for a protein of 524 amino acids.
CAUCUUUUGGGAGUUCGAGCCCAGUUGGCUCUUUAUCGUCUGAGGAUCAUGACUUUGACCCAUCUGCUGAAAUGCUGGUACAUGAUUAUGAUGAUGAGCGAACUCUUGAAGAAGAGGAAAUGAUGGAAGAAAGCAAAAAUUUCAGCUCUGAAAUUGAAGAUUUAGAAAAGGAAGGAAACAUGCCAUUGGAGGAUUUACUGGCAUUCUAUGGGUAUGAACCCACGAUUCCAGUUAUGGCAGGCUCCAGUGCUGAUAGCUCCCCAAGUGAACUUGCAGAUGAACUUCCAGAUAUGACUUUAGAUAAAGAAGAAAUUGCUAAAGACCUCUUGUCGGGUGAUGAUGAAGAAACACAGUCCUCUGCUGAUGACUUGACACCAUCAGUCACUUCACAUGAGGCUACUGACUUCUUUCCUCGGCCAUUAAGAUCAAACACUACGUGUGAUGGCGAUAAGGAAUCAGAUGGUGAAGAAGUAGAGGCAGACAAUGGUAAUUCAUCUGAAGAUUUGAGAAAGGAAAUAAUGGUUGGUUCACAGUACCAGGCUGAAAUUCCACCUUACCUUGGUAGAUAUAUUGAUGAUGAAAAGGCCUAUGAAAAUGAAGACCAUUUACUUUGGAAACCUGAUGUGAUCUCGGAAAGUAAAGUUAAAGAAUACCUUUUUGAAACCUCCUUAAGAACAGGAAAUGAAAAAAUGAUUGGCAGAAUUCCUGAAGGACUACAUACAAGGGACAAUGAACAAGCACUGUAUGAACUUCUCAAGAGUAGCCAUAAUGUUAAAGAAGCAAUUGAGAGAUACUGCUCAAACGGAAAGGCAUCUCAGGAAGAGAUGACAGCAUGGACAGAAGAAGAAUGCAGAAGCUUUGAACAUGCACUUCUGAUUUAUGGAAAAGACUUUCAUCUCAUACAGAAAAACAAGGUAAGAACCAGAACAGUUGCUGAGUGUGUUGCUUUCUAUUACAUGUGGAAAAAGUCAGAACGUUACGAUUACUUUGCUCAGCAAACGAGAUUUGGAAAGAAGAGAUAUAACCAUCAUCCAGGAGUUACGGACUACAUGGAUCGUUUGGUAGAUGAAGCAGAAGCCCUUGGUGGAGCAGUGCAUUCUUCAGCCUUAACAUCUAAUAGUCGAACAGAAACGAUUCCUGAUCAACAGCUAAGCAUUCUGAACUCUAUCACUGCCAACGAGUUGACAGCACUGACAAACAGCGUAGCUACAGUCUGCCACACUUCAGACGUGAACUGCCUGGAUGAUGCCUUUCCUCCUAUAGACAGCUUACCCCGAGCACCAGUUAAUCAUGUGCCUGUUGGAACAGAAGAAUUGCUUAACUUGCCUAGCAAUGGUGAAAGUGAUUGUUUUAAUUUAUUUGAGACUGGCUUUUAUCAUUCAGAGCUAAAUCCAAUGAACAUGUGCAGUGAGGAGACAGAAAGGCCUGCGAAGAGAUUGAAAAUGGGAAUUGCUGUUCCAGAAUCUUUCAUGAAUGAUGUCUCUGUAAAUAACCUUGGUGUGGACUUUGAGAACCACACACACCAUAUUACCAGUGCCAAAAUGGCUGUUUCAGUGGCUGACUUCAGCAGUCUAUCUGCAAAUGAGACAAAUGGUUUUAUCAAUACCCACACUCUUCACCAACAUGCCGCCCUUCACUCAGAAUGACUGUGGAAAACUACACAAACAGUGGGUAUUUUAUGCAGUAGUAGUAAACUUGAUGGGAGCUAUCAGGUUUGCUUAGUCUUUCACUGGAAGUUUGAACUUUAUGACAUCAGUGAUGUCUUUGUAUGUAUAGAACUAUAUCUUGAUUUAUCAAGAGUAGUACCUUUUUUCAGUCCAUAAAUGUGGAGAUGUCAUAGGAUUUUCGGCAGAGUUUGGGACUAAGAGAACUCUGUGGUGCAGCUUUAAGCUCUGCUUCAGUU